AAAGUUGCCUCCGCUCGGGACUCCAGUUUUCUUCCGGCCGCACAGAGGAGAUGAGGCGGAAGGAGAAGCGGCUGCUGCAGGUCGCCGGGCUGCUCGUGGCGGCGCUCCUGUUCCUGCCCAACGUCGGGCUCUGGUCCCUCUACCGGGACCGGGUGUUCGAGAACUCGCCCGACGCGGCGGACGGCGGUCCGGGCGGCGCCGUCCUCCGGACGCAGGGGUCGAACCAGGCGAGGAAGGUCGCCCACGUGGGACCGGACGGCGUGCGGCGGACGGACUGGCACGACUACGAAGCGAUGAGGAGAGACGCCGCUCGCUCAGGUAACGGUGAGCAGGGGAAACCGUUUCCUCUGUCGGAAAGUGACCGGGCGGACCAGGCCUACAGGGAGAACGGCUUCAACAUCUACAUCAGCAACCAGAUCUCCCUCAAUCGCUCCGUCCCCGACAUCCGGCACGCAAACUGCAAACGGAAGCUGUACGCGGAGAAGCUGCCCAACACCAGCAUCAUCAUCCCGUUCCACAACGAGGGCUGGUCCUCGCUGCUGAGGACCGUCCACAGCGUGCUCAACCGCUCGCCGCCGCAGCUCCUCGCCGAGGUCAUCCUGGUCGACGACUUCAGCGACAAAGAGCACCUGAAGGGGGCCCUGGAGGAGUACAUGACGCGGAUGCCGAAGGUUCGCGUCCUGAGGACCAGGAAGAGGGAGGGGCUCAUCAGGACGCGCCUGCUGGGGGCCGCCGCCGCCAAAGGGGAAGUCAUCACCUUCCUGGACUCCCACUGUGAGGCCAACGCCAACUGGCUGCCUCCGCUGCUGGGUGAGCGACGCCAAAACCGCCCGCCCACAACUUCGGCAUUGCCCGCAUCAGCCGUACAUCCGUUAGACCGCAUCGCCCAGAACAGGAAGACCAUCGUGUGUCCGAUGAUCGACGUGAUCGACCACGACAACUUCGGCUACGACACGCAGGCGGGGGACGCCAUGCGGGGGGCGUUCGACUGGGAGAUGUACUACAAGCGGAUACCCAUCCCUCCGGAGCUGCAGAGCGACGACCCCAGCGAGCCUUUCGAGUCCCCCGUGAUGGCAGGUGGACUUUUUGCUAUAGACAGGAAGUGGUUCUGGGAGCUCGGAGGAUACGACACGGGUCUGGAGAUCUGGGGAGGAGAACAGUACGAGAUCUCCUUCAAGGUGUGGAUGUGUGGCGGCCGCAUGGAGGACAUCCCCUGCUCCCGGGUAGGACACAUCUACAGGAAGUACGUCCCCUACAAAGUCCCCGGUGGGAUCAGCUUGGCGAAGAACCUCAAACGCGUGGCGGAGGUGUGGAUGGACGAAUACGGGGAAUACGUGUACCAGCGUCGGCCGGAGUACCGCCACCUGUCGGCGGGAGACAUGACGGCCCAGAAGGAGCUGAGGAACCGGCUCAACUGCAAGACCUUCAAGUGGUUCAUGAGCGAGGUGGCCUGGGAUUUACCCAAACACUACCCGAUGGUGGAGCCUCCUGCCGCCGCCUGGGGGGAGAUCCGGAACGUGGGCAGCGGCAUGUGCAUGGAGAUCAAACACUUUGUGUCGGGGAGCCCCGUCCGCCUGGAGAGCUGCGUGAAAGGCCGCGGGGAGGUGGCCUGGAGUCACGGACAGGUGUUGACGUUCGGGUGGAGGGAGGACAUCCGGGUGGGCGACCCCGUUCACACGAGGAAGGUCUGCUUCGACGCCGUGUCCCACAGCAGCCCCGUCACCCUGUACGACUGCCACGGCAUGAGGGGCAACCAGCUGUGGCGCUACAGAGAGGACAAAAGCCUGUAUCACCCCGUCAGCAACAGCUGCAUCGACAGCAGCCCCAGCGAGCGCCGCGUCUUCAUGAACACCUGCGACGCCUCUUCCCUCAGUCAGCAGUGGAUGUUCGAGCGGACCAACGCCACCGUGCUGGAGCUCUUCAACAGGGCCGCUAACUGAGGCCCUCGGGGGGGUUGGGGGGGGGAGGGCGCGCUGGGACGAGGCGUCCUCUGCAGAAGAAGGCCGCGAGGCGACGGCUCCCGUCCGAUCAGGUGACGGAGCUCCUUCGCCCCGGACCGACGCGGCGCUCUCAUCCGGGUCGAGGAAAAUGACGACGUCGUCUCUCUUUACUGUCGGACAGAUGUUAAUGGAGGCUACGCGCCGCGUGGACGACGCGCCGCUGCAGAUCCGGGCGUGCCGGCUGAGCGCCCGCCAGCGGGUCGAUCGCGCAGCACGAGCUCGUGAUGAGGAUGGAGGCGGGAGAACCGCGGCGAGGCAACGCGGCAACGCGGCGCUCCUGCAGACUGAAGUCCGCACCCUUUAAUUGUUUCCAAGAGACCGAAACACAAACUGUGCCGGACGCGAGGGAUCGUCUAUUCUUCUGCCUCGUCCAUUUUAACCGUUGCCUUAAUUCCAGACGUGGGAAGUUUCUUGCUACAUUUUCCUCCGGAGGAUCAAAACCGCAUGUGAGGACACAUGUGGGACUUUUGCAAACCGAAACUCUAAGGAAAUCCGAACAAGUUGAAACUAUUAUUCCUGCAGUGUGCAGAUGAACUCUUUUCCCCUCGUACAGACUCUUACAUUCAAGGUGCAACUGUUUUUGUGUGUCACUUUUUUUUACUGGAUAAUCAUGCAAGAAAUGGUGUCAAUUUCUACUAUUUAUCCAAUUUAAAUCCUUACAAAUUACUACAGCAACUGUUUCCCAUCACUUUGCCGUCAUGGUUCACUCUCUCUGCUGAGUUUAUCUGCCAUGUAAUCACAGCUCAGGUGCUCGAGCAGUGAGGAGAAGCCUGCAACAAUCUACCCGCUGAUUGUUGAUUAGUAACCGGGGAACUACGCGCUACAGCUUCACAGAAGAAAGAGAGGAUACCGGGGGGACGAGGGGGGGGGUUUCAACCAGAUAAUGUUGUAUGCUCUUUAAUGAUUGCCACUAAGAUGUUUUCUCGGUGUUCAUUAUUUGGUCUCCGGUCGCUGACCAAUCACCAUUAUUUUGGCUUUGCUAAUCGUCUUUGCAGAGAUUUAGAAAGCGUUCGCAAAAUGAUUUGACCUCACGGAUCCUCGACUCCUGUAAACGAGCCAAAAUGUUUCAAUGCAUUUCUGAUUAAAACCCCGGGGGACGCAAACUCAUCAUCCACCUUUGCCACAGAGAUUGAAUUCCACAAGUAGUUUUCUCACUAAACAUCUCAAUAUAUUGUGAUUGCAAGUAAAAAAAAAAGCUGCUAAAUCUGAAAUAAACAAAAGUGAACCAAAAGAACCUUCCCUGAGUUGGUUAACGCUGAAUAAAAACUUCAUCAUUUUUAAAUAUGUUUCAAAAAUGGACCCAUCAAUGACAACAUAUAACACUAUAACGCACAUGUAUUUGGUUUGUAAUCUGGCCACAUUAUUGUCAGUGCUUCAUAUUGCAAAUUUACUGAAUCCAAAGUCCCUGCUUAUUAUCAGACAGUAUGUGACAGUAAAGACCAGGCGGCUUUAGUCAUGAGUGAGACACGAGAAACAUCAACACAAAGAGGAACGUCUCCACUACAAAUUGUCAUAGUUUUCAGUUUCAGCAGUUUUUGCUAAAAUACACAUUUCUGCAAUUUUGUAUUGAAGCACUGUUGAUAAAAAGGAAAAGUCUGCCGGCUUCGUAUGUUUUAAUGGUCACUAAUAUAAACUAUUAAUAAAAACCAACAUGUCUGAAAUCACAUUUAUUAAUAAUGUGAUACAAUAAAUGUAUGAUUAAAGGAAGUAUGAAGUUAUGUUGGAAGCAGCGUGGCCUUCAAGUGAAAUGACUUUGACGUGACGUUUCCAUUAAACUGAAUUUUUCCCUCCA
Messenger RNA from Gasterosteus aculeatus aculeatus (three-spined stickleback), 3792 nucleotides. Its product is annotated as polypeptide N-acetylgalactosaminyltransferase 10. The record is from RefSeq and is a predicted model, not a curated record. Gene Ontology annotation, biological process: protein O-linked glycosylation. Gene Ontology annotation, molecular function: polypeptide N-acetylgalactosaminyltransferase activity. Lineage: Eukaryota; Metazoa; Chordata; Actinopteri; Perciformes; Gasterosteidae. Gene Ontology annotation, cellular component: Golgi apparatus.